This is a messenger RNA of Neohortaea acidophila, 531 nucleotides long. RefSeq lists its product as uncharacterized. Gene Ontology annotation, cellular component: endoplasmic reticulum membrane. The record is from RefSeq and is a predicted model, not a curated record. Gene Ontology annotation, biological process: regulation of store-operated calcium entry. NCBI's taxonomy places the organism in Eukaryota, Fungi, Ascomycota, Dothideomycetes, Mycosphaerellales, Teratosphaeriaceae. The coding region runs from base 1 to 531 and encodes 176 amino acids. The transcript has a single exon.
AUGCGCCACCCAACCCUCCUAACCCACAGCCUUCUCCUCCUCUCCCUCGCCCUCCCCCAAACCCACGCAAAAACCUACACCAAAUCAAAAGACGCAGUCCUCCUCUCCAAAAUCCGCACCCUGACCCUAAGCGCCAGCAAAUCCACCUCCCACCGCCGCACAGCCGCAAUCCCGCAGUUAACCUGCGUAGGCGGCAACGCCCGCGGCCGGUACGAUGUGGACGUGAUGCGCUGCACGAAUUCCGGCUCCGAGUACGACGCCGAGGAUAUCCAGUGGACGUGUAAGGCGAGUUUGCCGCCGGAGUUCAAGUUGGGGGGUACGGAGGUGGUUUGUGAGGGGUACGAUUCGCCCGAGGAUCCGUUUGUGUUGAAGGGGAGUUGUGGGGUUGAGUAUCGGUUGGUUUUGACGGAGGUGGGGGAGGAGAAGUUUGGGACUGGAGGGUGGAGGGGGUUUGAAGGGGGAAAGGUGGGGGGUUUGUUGGGGCUGUUGUGGUCGGGAUUGUUUUGGGGCGUGUUUAUCGGUAUGUGCUGA